AUGGUGGUCAAAUGGAACCCGCCGGAUGAACCGUGGAUCAAACUCAACACUGACGGAGCAUACAUGGAGGCAACGGAUAAAGCCGGGGGGGGAGGACUUGUUCGUGACCACGAGGGCAACAUGCUUGCAGCCUUUACCUCCCCACUCGAGGCUCACUCAGCCCUCGAAGCGGAGCUUCUGGCCAUCCAAUUCGGACUGUUUACCCCCGAAAUCAAAGAUGCUCCAACGGAGACGGUGAAUUUUCUGUCGGCGAUUGAGAAUUCUGGCAACAGAAACGCUAAAUCGGCGGUGGAGACUGCACCGAUGACGAUAUUCUACGGCGGACAGGUCAUGGUCUUCAAUGACUUUCCGGCGGAUAAGGCGCAGGAGAUCCUAGCUUUAGCUAGCAAGUCCAGCGCCGUGGUCGCUCCGCCUCCCGCCGCCGAGUCUGCCUCCGGUGUGCCUGCCUUCGUGGCCGCUCAGCCGUCUCUUGAUUCUGAUUUACCGAUUGCUAGGAAGAAUUCUUUGGCGCGGUUCUUGGAGAAGAGGCGGGACAGAGUCACCGCAAAUGCGCCUUAUCCAGCGGCGGCAAGGAAGGCAGCGCCGGUGCCGCCGCCGAAGGCGGAGGAGUGGCUUGGAUUGGGGCCGCAGAUUCAGCGCAACUAGUAAUUGAAUUGAAAAAGAUUGUUAGUAUAGUAGAGACUAUAAUUUUACUGCUUUGCCUUUGUUAAUUUGUAGCAUAAUAGCUUUGACUGUUAACUCUUUUUAAGGUA
Messenger RNA from Salvia splendens (bonfire salvia), 752 nucleotides. RefSeq names its product protein TIFY 10b. Lineage: Eukaryota; Viridiplantae; Streptophyta; Magnoliopsida; Lamiales; Lamiaceae. Gene Ontology annotation, biological process: regulation of jasmonic acid mediated signaling pathway; regulation of defense response; response to wounding. Gene Ontology annotation, cellular component: nucleus. The record is from RefSeq and is a predicted model, not a curated record. The transcript has 2 exons. Gene Ontology annotation, molecular function: RNA-DNA hybrid ribonuclease activity; nucleic acid binding. Bases 1 to 645 code for a protein of 214 amino acids.